CACGCAGCUACGCCCACUCCCCCCCUCCCUCCCGCGUGCCUCCACACUCCACGGCUCCACCCCACUCAUCACACACACUCUCCCACCGCACCAUUACCGGCGCCAUAAAGUGCGUUCCCGGCCGGCUGCACGCACGUCGAGGAGCAGAGCAGCUAGCUCGCAAGUGUUUCUUUCUUGUCGCGGCGGCGGCGGCGGCGGCGGCGACGCGUCGGCAAGAUGAUCACGGGCACGGACUUCUACCACGUGAUGACGGCCAUGGUGCCGCUGUACGUCGCCAUGAUCCUGGCGUACGGCUCCGUCCGGUGGUGGCGCAUCUUCACGCCGGAUCAGUGCUCCGGGAUCAACCGCUUCGUGGCGCUCUUCGCCGUGCCGCUGCUCUCCUUCCACUUCAUCUCCACCAACAACCCCUACACCAUGAACCUCCGGUUCAUCGCCGCCGACACGCUGCAGAAGCUCAUCGUCCUGGCGCUGCUCACCGCCUGGAGCUACCUCUCCCGGCGGGGCUGCCUGGAGUGGACCAUCACGCUCUUCUCCCUGUCCACGCUGCCCAACACGCUGGUGAUGGGCAUCCCGCUGCUCAAGGGCAUGUACGGCGACUUCUCCGGCAGCCUGAUGGUGCAGAUCGUGGUGCUCCAGUGCAUCAUCUGGUACACGCUGAUGCUCUUCAUGUUCGAGUACCGCGGCGCCAGGAUCCUCAUCACCGAGCAGUUCCCGGACACGGCGGGCGCCAUCGCGUCCAUCGUCGUCGACCCCGACGUGGUGUCGCUGGACGGCCGGAACGACGCCAUCGAGACGGAGGCCGAGGUGAAGGAGGACGGCAAGAUACACGUGACGGUGCGCCGCUCCAACGCGUCCCGGUCGGACAUCUACUCCCGGCGGUCCAUGGGGUUCUCCAGCACCACGCCGCGGCCCAGCAACCUGACCAACGCCGAGAUCUACUCGCUGCAGUCGUCGCGGAACCCGACGCCGCGGGGGUCCAGCUUCAACCACACCGACUUCUACUCCAUGGUGGGGCGCAGCUCCAACUUCGCCGCCGGGGACGCCUUCGGGCUGCGCACCGGCGCCACGCCCAGGCCGUCCAACUACGAGGAGGAAGCGCAGGGCGGCAAGGCGGCGAACAAGUACGGCGGCCAGUACCCGGCGCCCAACCCGGCCAUGGCGGCGCAGCCCAUGCCCACCAAGCAGGGUCUCAAGAAGGCGGCGGCCAAUGGGCAGGCCAAGGGCGAGGACGGCAAGGACCUGCACAUGUUCGUCUGGAGCUCCAGCGCGUCGCCCGUGUCCGACGUGUUCGGCAAUGGCGCCGCCGAGUACAACGACGCCGCCGCCGUCAAGGAGGUCCGCAUGGCCGUCGCCUCCCCGCGCAAAGUUGCGGCGGACGGGAGGAAGGAGAGGGGCGAGGACUUCACAGAGCGGGACGACUUCAGCUUCGGCAACAAGGGCGCGGCGGAGAGGGACGCGGAAGCCGGCGACGAGAAGGCGGCGGCUCUGCAGGUGGGGAAUGCCUGCGGCGUGGCGGCGGCGCCCGCGGCGAUGCCACCGACGAGCGUGAUGACGCGGCUCAUCCUCAUCAUGGUGUGGCGCAAGCUCAUCCGCAACCCGAACACCUACUCCAGCCUCAUCGGCCUCGUCUGGUCGCUCGUCUGCUUCAGGUGGAACUUCGAGAUGCCGGCGAUCAUCCUCAAGUCCAUCUCGAUCCUCUCCGACGCCGGGCUCGGCAUGGCCAUGUUCAGUCUGGGUCUGUUCAUGGCGCUGCAGCCACGGAUCAUCGCGUGCGGUAACAAGGUGGCCACGUUCGCCAUGGCCGUGCGGUUCCUCACCGGCCCCGCCGUCAUGGCCGCCGCCUCCCUGGCCGUCGGCCUCCGCGGCACGCUCCUCCACGUCGCCAUCGUCCAGGCCGCGCUGCCGCAGGGCAUUGUCCCCUUCGUCUUCGCCAAGGAGUACGGCGUGCACCCUGACAUCCUCAGCACGGCAGUGAUCUUCGGCAUGCUCAUCGCGCUGCCCAUCACGCUGGUGUACUACAUCCUGAUGGGGCUGUGAAAAAGGCCAGACAAGCUGUUGGUUCUCGCCCGGCCAGGCACAGCUCACAGCUCGCUCAGCGAUGCCGGAUGCAUGGAUGGAGCGGGCACGAGGGGACAAGAGAACUGCAGCGAACGUACGUGCAGGGGAGCAGGCCUGAGGAGGUUAAUUUGUAGGAGUAUUAGUUCUUAGGUGUAGAGAAUCAUGCAUGGGAGGCGAUUGGGGAGAGCAAACAAAAUGUUUAGGACAAGAGUUUGGAGGAAGGAGGGCUCGCUUUACUAGCUACUCUAAUGCAAAAGGCCUUGGGGAUGACAGUUUGCAAAGCAUCCGGUUGCUAAGGUUAUGGGGUUGGUUUGGGUGUGUUAUUAGGGAGGAGUUGUUAAUCGUGCAUGUGGAGGGCUUUCCAUGGAUAGUUGGGCUAGCUAGCCAUGCCUUAUGAAAUGGAUGCAUUUGUCACUUUGAUGGAAUGAUACGGCUCUUGUUCAUCAUCUA
Molecule: messenger RNA, 2508 nt
Organism: Sorghum bicolor (sorghum)
Lineage: Eukaryota; Viridiplantae; Streptophyta; Magnoliopsida; Poales; Poaceae
Product: probable auxin efflux carrier component 1c
Exons: 6
Coding region: 217-2037 (606 amino acids)
Biological process (GO): auxin export across the plasma membrane; auxin polar transport
Cellular component (GO): plasma membrane; endoplasmic reticulum
Molecular function (GO): auxin efflux transmembrane transporter activity
Source: RefSeq, a predicted model, not a curated record